UUUCUCGACGCGUAAAAACGUUGGAGAGCUCCCUCCUCCUCCCCCUCCCUUUCCCUGUGUGCGUAAUUAGUUGGAGAGAGUUUGGAAAAUUGUGAUGGCCGUGAAGAAAUCUCACUUUAUUUCUGACACCUGUUGCUGAGGACACCGCGCGCACAGACGUACACAAAGAGGAGCGCGUGCUACUGAUUUCUGACUCUAUUUCUUCAUGACAAGUUGGGACUUUGGGGUACUGACAGGUCCACAGUUUGCGGAGGCUGCGUUAUACUUAUACACACUUCCAUAAAUCGACUUUUUGUGACUCAGACAAGGACUUUCGUGUGGUUCUCUGUGAAGGUGAUCGAGCAGUUUAAGGAAGGACGUUUAAUGUGUCCAAAAGUGACUCUUUGGAAGAAUUUGUAUCUGUAUCACACAGUGAGCGCUCUGCAGCAGGCUGCUGUGGGAUCUGCCUGAAGGGUUUUCCAUUUCAAUAAAAACACCGAUCUGUCUGUAGUUUCCCAGCCGGGAAGACAGUCACACUUUUCGAACUUGAGCUCUUCGGAUGGUCGGAGGAGAAACUUUUCUUGGAGAGCUGAGCACCAAUUGGAUUCGAGCACAGCAGAGCAGGUUGGGUGCUGACUAUAGCAGACUUUAGGACAGAGGUGCUUUUUGCUCUGCUCCUCCCCCCUCUUAUCUCCGACUGUGCCAGCCCUAAACCCACAGAGCACUUUCCCCAGCACCGGCUUUGUGGCGGUGACGCGGCGGACCAUGGAAAACAGGCCUGUCCGGAGAAGGCGGACCGGGGCCGUGCGACAUCUGCUGCUGGCAGCCGCCUUCCUCGCCUGCAGCUCCCAACUGGUGGUGGUGAAUGCCAACUCAUGGUGGUCGCUAGCUUUGACCCCUAUCCAGCGGCCAGAGAUGUACAUCAUUGGAGCUCAGCCUCUCUGCAGUCAGCUGUCUGGUCUCUCCCAGGGCCAGAGGAAGCUGUGCCAGCUGUACCAGGACCACAUGAUCUACAUCGGAGACGGAGCCAAGACAGGCAUCAAAGAGUGCCAGUACCAGUUCAGACAGAGGAGGUGGAACUGCAGCACUGUGGACAACACAUCUGUGUUUGGACGGGUUAUGCAGAUUGGCUCCAGGGAAACAGCCUUUACUUACUCCAUCAGCGCGGCUGGCGUGGUCAACGCCAUCAGCCGGGCGUGCCGCGAGGGCGAGCUCUCCACCUGCGGUUGCAGCCGUUCCGCUCGACCCCGUGACCUGCCGCGCGAUUGGCUGUGGGGUGGCUGCGGCGACAACGUGCAUUACGGCUACCGAUUUGCCCGGGAGUUCGUGGACGCCAGGGAGAGAGAGAAGAAUUACCCGCGUGGUUCUACUGAGCAUGCCCGAACACUGAUGAACCUGCAGAAUAAUGAAGCAGGGAGACAGGCGGUCUAUAACCUUGCAAAUGUGGCCUGUAAGUGUCACGGCGUCUCAGGUUCCUGCAGUCUGAAGACCUGCUGGCUCCAGCUGGCCGACUUCAGACGCGUUGGAGAGUUCCUGAAGGAGAAAUACGACAGUGCGGCUGCCAUGCGUAUUGGACGCAAGGGCAAGCUGGAGCUGGUAGACAAGCGCUUCAACACCCCGACCCCGGAGGACCUGGUCUACAUCGACCCCAGCCCUGACUACUGCCUCCGCAACGAAACCACGGGCUCACUGGGCACGCAGGGCCGCCUCUGCAACAAAACCUCGGAGGGCAUGGACGGCUGCGAGCUCAUGUGCUGCGGCAGAGGGUACGACCAGUUCAAGACCUACAAGCACGAGCGCUGCCACUGCAAGUUCCACUGGUGCUGCUACGUCAAGUGCAAACGCUGCACGACGCUCGUGGACCAGUUUGUGUGCAAAUAGCACGCCGACAGAUGAUAGACGGAUGUUAGGGUGAAAAAGGAGGAGAGGGAGAGAAGAUAAAGAGGGAGGAGGUGACGGGAUGAUGGAGGGUGAAUGAUAGAAUGGAUUUUCAGGGUUUUGUUCAGGAUAAGUUAAGACACACAAGUUCCAUUUUCUGACCAGUUUCCUUCUCUCCUCCAUUUAUAUCUUUUAUCUGUUCAUAUUUCCUGCCUUUUCACAUCAAGAGCAAACACUGCACAACAGCUAUCUGGCCAAUUAUUUGUGAUUUUUAUUUUUGUCACCACUCCAUCAUCACUUUCUGCUGUCCUGUAUAAUAUCCUGAUCACAACCCUGAAGGAAGGAGGGAUGGAAAGAAGGAAGGACAAACAAAAUGGAUGAACAAAGAAGGACAUCAAGGAUAAACAGACCUAGAAAGUGGAACAACUGGAUCCUAAAAAGGGGACACAUAUGACUAGUGUGAUAACAAAGAUAUGAGAAAUGAAAUAAAUAUAUAAUUAAAUAAUAAAUAAACAUACAACUCUAAUUGUUAUUUAAAGAGACUCGAACAAACCUACGGCACAGUUUGGACCCAUAAAACUUUGUUCAUGUGUUUGGGAAUCCCACAAAUCAUCACAGUCCUUUUGGAGUUUGAAGCCAUGUAGAGUGCUGAACGGUGUCACCAUGUCUCUUUCAAAGAACGUUUUACCUUUAACCCUGCAAGAGUAAUUCUAGCAUAUGUGAGUUGUGCUGACAUUGCUCAAACACACUUGCAAUAUGUACAGAGAACACCAGAAAUGCAGAAAAGUCCAGAGUGAAACAGACGGCUGAGAGCGAGUAGAAGAGGAAUCACUUAUUGGGGGUGCAAUACAGAAAGAGGGUGAAUGGAGGGAAUAGAGAAAAAGGGGGAAAGUUAAAUAAACUGGGGACUUUGGGUGAUUAUUUUGCAACACAAUUCAGGAGACACUUUCACAAGCCACACAGCUGAAUUUCCUGCAGUAGAUUUCUGAAUAAAAAUGCAAUAACGUGCAUUAAAAACACUUAAUCUUCAAGUCAAAAAGGACUAAUGACUUACAGGACACACUCUGUCCUACUACUGCUGUUAGAGCAGAUUUCCAGCACCUGUGAGCUGACAAGUGCGUCUGUGCAGGUUAAUGAGGCUCGCCAGUUGCGGCCAUCUUGACAACCGCUGCUGUUUAAACAAGCAGCUCCGGCACCAUGACCUUCAUCUGACAGUGAAGUGCGCAGAACCUCCAUUAGUGAGAUUAAUGUGCUGUAUCUGCCUAAAUGAACCCGCACUAAGAGACACGUUCACUGUGAGUGGACCUGUUCAUCUCGUGUUGUUAUGCAACUUGUUAAGUCAACAAAAAGCCCUGUGGUGUCGAAUUUUGGCAGUUUUGCCACCAAUUUAACAUUUUAUAAUACUGUUAUACCAUGAUGUUUGCAAUUUGUAUGGGUUGGGUUGAGAAUAUUGUAAAUGUAUAAUGUAAUCAAAUCGAUAGACACAAACAUGAAAAGGACAGAGUGGACAGAAGAGGACUGAACAUGCUGUGGAAAAAUGAAUGUGUGAGCAUGGAAAAACAGAGGACUGCAAUUUAUUGUGUGCUACUUUAAAAAAAGUAGUAGAUCAGAAAAGAAGGUAUAUUUUAUUAUUGUUUUUCAUUUUCUGUUUUCUAUGUUUUAUACAUGAGUAUUAUUGUGUAUUCUUUUGAUAAACUAGUCUUCGACAAUGA
Messenger RNA from Siniperca chuatsi (mandarin fish), 3569 nucleotides. RefSeq names its product wingless-type MMTV integration site family, member 5b (gene wnt5b). Gene Ontology annotation, cellular component: extracellular region. The record is from RefSeq and is a predicted model, not a curated record. Gene Ontology annotation, molecular function: cytokine activity; frizzled binding. Gene Ontology annotation, biological process: neuron differentiation; multicellular organism development; canonical Wnt signaling pathway. The coding region runs from base 745 to 1860 and encodes 371 amino acids. Lineage: Eukaryota; Metazoa; Chordata; Actinopteri; Centrarchiformes; Sinipercidae. The transcript is spliced from 8 exons.